Mesorhabditis spiculigera is the source of this 1251-nucleotide messenger RNA. Lineage: Eukaryota; Metazoa; Nematoda; Chromadorea; Rhabditida; Rhabditidae. The record is from the annotation of a GenBank genome assembly.
AUGAAGAAGCGGCGUCGCUACGAAAAGCCGACCCCGAUGGUAGUGGAGCGCCCGAAAAAGAAAAAUAAGAUUUCAAAAAAGAAGCGAGCAAAGAAGAGGGACGUGUUUGCACAGAAAUUGACAGAGAAGUAUGAUGGGAGCGCACCUGUUGAGGUUGAUCUUGCCGAUGAUAGUGACGACGGCGUUCCGCAGGGAUCACAAGACCCGGUUAGUGCCACGGUUCCAAUGCUGAAUACUCGAAAAACGAUGCGUCCGAUUUCGUCGGUAGAGCUGCAGGACGAGUUCGCUCAGUAUGGAUAUGCGAAUAAGCCGGUUCCUGAGAUGCCAAGAAAAGUCGGCAAGCAACGAGUGGAGGAAGUUGAAUUAUCCGAAGAGGAGCCAGAAAUGGAAGCUGAUAUGGACGGGUUGCAAGACGAUGAACAGGAGGGCGACGAUGCCGAAGAUGUCCAGGAGUUAAAUCAAGAUGACGCGGAGGAGGACGAUCAGGACAUUCUCACCGACAUCUCCUUUUCCGAGCCUGAUGAGGAAGAAGUUGUUACCAGAGAUUUGCGACAAGACAUGUCGAAUCUGCCAUUGGGAAAGCUGCUCGAAUUGAAGAACAAGAUCGGCAUAAAACUGUUUAACAAGACGUUUUAUGGCAAAGAUAAUGAGGCGGCGACCCCCGUCGAGCCCACCGAAGAGAAGGCAAAAAAGUUUAGGCGUGACAAUCCGAAAAGGCCCCGGGAAAUCACAUCCAAGAGGCCGGUCUCUCGAUUCCGCGACAUUUAUGCGAACGAGUCCAAAGGACGACAGCCAGGCUUUGAUCCUCGCUUUGAUGAAAGAUGCGGAGAAUACAACGAAAAAUUCUUUGAAAGGAGCUACGGACACAUCGAGACGAUUCGCGCGAAGGAGCUUUUGGAUAUGAAGGGAGAGCUUGUCAAGGCUAAGGCCAAUGGGGACGCUAGGAGAAUCGCUGAGAUCAAGGAAACGAUAAAGCGAGCGGCAGACCGAGCUAGGACCAAAAAGGACCGUGCGCUCAAACGUGACGUCGUCGUCAACCUGAAGGAGGAGAACAUCCAACGACUCAAGGAGGGCUUGAAGCCAGUAUUCAAAACCAAGGGCGAGGUUCGUCGGCUGCAGAAGGAACGCCAGCAGGAGAUGCUCAAGAAGGAGGGUAGGCUCGACAAGAAUAUGGAACGGCGGGAGAAGAAGCAAAAGCGAAAGGAGCGUGUGCUUCGUCAGAAGCUCGAGGAUCACGCCCCCGUUCGACGU